Messenger RNA from Schistosoma curassoni, 6831 nucleotides. Lineage: Eukaryota; Metazoa; Platyhelminthes; Trematoda; Strigeidida; Schistosomatidae. The record is from the annotation of a GenBank genome assembly.
AUUCAUUUCAAGUUUUAUUUACAAAUAAAUAAUUUUUUAUAUUUUUUAUGUCAAUUCAUGAUUUUCUUAUCGAAUAUAUGGAUUUUCAAAAUGAUACAAGCAAAUCAUGUCACCAUGGCAACAAGUAAUAGUAAUAAUAAUAAUAAUAAUAAUAAGCAUAAUUUAUUAUUUAAUUCUGAUGGAAACAUUUUCAAUAUGGAAACACAGAUGGAUUUGAUUCAUCGUUUACCACGUUACACACAAAUAUUGUCGUCGUCAUCGUCGUCGUCAUCGUCAUCAUCAUCAUCUUCAUCACCGUCAGCAAUAACACCAAUUCUAGGUACAGAAUUAAUUCAACUUAGUUAUAAUUGUAUAGUCUAUGAUGAAACACCAGCUCAAUAUAAUUUACUUGAUGAAACUAAUGGAAAUACAUGUCAAUUAUUAUCACCAUCAUCCUCCUCAUCCUCAUCUUCAUCCUCCUCCUCCUCAUCAUUAUCGAGUAUACAAAUGAUUCGAAUAAAAAAUUCCGAGAAAUUAUUCAUCAAUAUGAAAAUUAUAACAACAGCAAAUCCUAUGGCAAAAUAUUUUAAUAUUAAUCCAAAUAAUUAUACAUUGUAUACAAGUCAACAUAUUGAUCGUGAAGAAUUAUGUAAUCAAGCAAUGCUAAUGACUGAUACAUCGUCUAUACCGGAUUCUUUACGAACAUGUUGUAUAAAUCGUCGAAAGGAAUGUAUUUUCCCAUUGAAUAUACUUGUACAGACAAGAAUUGGUAAAGACGAUACGGUUGCUACUACUACUACUACUAACAGUAUUAAUAGUAGUAGUAGCACCAUUUCUAAACAUUCAGUCGACAAAGGAAUUAAUCAUGGAUUAUCCAUUAUUACUGAUACUACAAUCGCUGAUAUUAGUAGUAUAGGUAGUAUUAGUAGUAAUGGUAAUAUUGCUGAUGUUGUAAGUAGUAGUUCACGUUCAAAAUUUUUUACAAUUAACAUAAAACUAAUUGAUAUCAAUGAUAAUGCACCAAAAUUUCCAAAUCCUCAAUAUACAAUCCAUGUUUCAGAAGGAAUACAUGUUGGAUCCAGGUUACCUUUACCAUUAGCGGAAGAUUUAGAUUGUGUAGACUAUAAUAUUGUACGUUAUCAACUUCUUACACAAGGUGAUGAUACAUUUGAAUUGAUUCAAUUAUCAAAUGAAUUAAUCAAUAAUCUACCUUCACUAGUUCCAUCUACCUCAAUUAAUAAUGAUAAUAAUCAACUAAUCUAUUCAAAUUAUAAUAGUUUAUCUUAUAAUAGACAAAUGGAACAUCCAUUUACUUAUCAUCAAUCGAAUACAUUAUCACCAAUAAAUCAAUUAUUACCAUAUCAAAAUCGACCAGAACAAUUAUAUUUAAAAGUUAUGAAACCAUUAGAUUGGGAAACUAAACGUAGCUAUCAAUUUAUAUUAAAUGCUGAAGAUAAUGGAUCACCAGCAUUUACCGGUGAAAUGAGUUUGAUGAUCAUUGUCACUGAUGAAAAUGAUAAUCAUCCUAUAUUUCGUAAUAAAAGUUUAAUGAUUAGUGUACCAGAAAAUUCACCCGAAGGUUUACAUCUUAUACAAUUAAUUGCUGAUGAUCCAGAUGAUGGAAAAUCUGGUCAAAUUAUUUAUAGUUUAAUAAACAAUGAUGUCAACAUUAAACCACCAUCCUCAUCCUCAUCAUCCUCAUCAUCAUUAUCAUCACUAUCGAAUAGUAAUGAUCAUUUCAAUCAACGUCAAUUACAUAAUAAUACGCAUACUACUAAUAAUAGUAAUGAAAUGAAGAAAAGCUUAUUUGAAAUUGAUUCUAAAACUGGUUGGUUAAUUAUAAAUGGACAUUUAGAUUAUGAAAUAUCAAAACAUCAUCUUCUACGUGUCAUAGCUCGUGAUCAAUCGAAUCAUCCAGGAUUUGAUGAAGCAAUCAUAAGUGUUUAUAUCACAGAUAUUAAUGAUAUUGCACCACAGAUUACAGUAGAAUCAGUUAAUCGUAUUUCAUCAAGUCAAUCGAUUAUUGAUAAUCAUCAUCAUAAGAAUAAUCAAUAUAAGAAUAAUAUAUUACAAGUGUAUAUUAAUGAAACUCCUGGACAUAAUAUAAUGAAUUAUAAAUUAGAAAAUGAAUAUACUACUCAUUAUAAUUUAUUACCAACUAUGAUACAAUUAUUAGCUUUUGUAGUUGUAAAUGAUCCAGAUACUGGUCCUGGUGGUACAUUUCAAUGUCAUUUAGAAUCAAAUACAAUAGAUAACAAUGAUAAUAAUGAUAAAACAUUUAGAUCCAAGUUACAUUAUCCAAUACAAUAUACAUUGAAUGAACAAAAUCAUUAUUUGUCAUUCAUUCCAACUCCUAGUACUAAUACUAUUCGUAGUAGUACUACUGGUACUAUAAGUCAUAGUUCAACUGUUGGAAUUUUUCAAUUAAAUCCAAUAUCUAAUUUCAAUUAUGAAUUAAAUACAAUUUAUGGAUUUGAUUAUGAAUUUAGUAAAACAGAAUCAGUAAAGAUUGUAUGCAGUGAUAAUGGGAUACCAAGUCUUACAUCCAGUUAUGUGAUUAAAGUUAUUGUACAAGAUUUAAAUGAUAAUCCACCAGUUUUUACAAAAGAUUAUCAUAAUUUUUUUGUUCAAGAGAAUAGUCCAAUCAAUACAUUGAUUAAUAAAGUAAUUGCAACUGAUGCAGACAGUGAAAAGAAUGCUGAAAUCAAAUAUCAACUUAGUCAAGAUGGUGAAGAAUACUUUACUAUUCAUCAAUUAGAUGGAACUAUUUAUACAAAAAUAAUAUUCGAUAGAGAAUUAAAACAAAAUUAUCGAUUUCAAGUCUAUGCCAAUGAUAAUGGUCAACCGAUUGCAUUAACAGCAACCACUACAAUUGAAGUGACUAUUGUUGAUGUUAAUGAUAAUACACCAAUGUUUGUCGGUUUAGAUCGAGAUAAUUGUUAUCAUUUCCGUAUAGCAGAAAAUCAACCACCGAAUACAUAUGUUGGUAUCCUACUUGGUACCGAUAAUGAUAUUGAUGAAAAUGCUCAAUUACAUUUUCGUUUACUUGGUACAACAUCUCAUUUUAGAUUGAAUAGUUCCACUGGAGAAAUAACAACUUUACAAUUAUUAGAUCGUGAAAAACAAGCAAAUUAUGAAUUAAUUGUUUUAUUAAUUGAUCAUGGUAAACCAUCACGUUCAGCAACAGCUAAAGUUCAUAUACAUGUAACUGAUACAAAUGAUCAUGAUCCAAUUGUUGUAUUUCCAGUUAAUGGUAAAGGUAAUAUUAGUGUAUCUUAUCGGGAACCACCAGGUGAAAUAAUAGCACGAAUUGAAGCACGUGAUCCCGAUGAAGGACAUAAUUCUUUAUUACAUUUCAAUUUAUAUUCUGGUAAUCAAGCUUCAGUCUUUCGUCUUGGUAGUACAUCAGCUGAAUUAAUAAUUGAUCGUGAAUUAACUAUACAAGAUAUUGGUUUAUAUCCAUUAGUAAUACAUAUACAAGACGCUGGUAUUCCAUCACGUACAACAGAAGUGAAACUAAUGGUUAAAAUAAUUGAUUCACCACCACGUAUAUAUUCGAAUCGUUUUACAAAUUUACAUCAUUCUACAAAUUUAUUAAAUAAUGAUAUUAAAUCAUUAAAUUUACAUCGUCGUUUCAAAGAUAAUCAAUAUUAUUCAUUAAUCAAUGAUCAUGAGAAAUUAAUGAAAACAAAUGAAUUUCAUAAUUAUGAUGAUAAUAAUCCAUUAAAUACUAGUUCUAUAUUAGUUGCUAUCGUUGCAUUAAGUUGUGCUAUCAUACUUGUAUUAUUAGGGAUUACUGUAUAUGUAUGCGGUCGACGAGGAUUUCAAAGUUUUCGUCAUCAUAAUAAUAAUACUACUAAUAAUAAUAGUAGUAGUAGUAGUAGUAGUAGAAAUGGUCGAAUGCAAUAUCUAUUACGUAAUGAUAAUUCAUUAAAUAAUAUCAAAUUAACUGAUAAUAAAUUUAAUUGGAAAAAUAUAUUAAAUUCAAAAUAUCAUACAAAUCAUAAUAAUAAUAAUAAUAAUAAUAAUACAAUAUUAUAUCCUAAUAAAUCAAUAAUCAAUAAUCAAUAUCAUUCCAAUCAAUCGAUCUUAUUCAAUAAUGAAAAUAAUCCAUAUAUUGAUCAAUUCAAUUCUAAUAAUUAUACAUUACCACAAUAUAAUCAAUAUGAACAACAUAUAAGUAGUAAUAGUCAUAGUAGUACAUUGAUCAAUUCGAAUCUUGAUUAUUUACAACAAUCUCAUCAUAGUAACAAUAAUAAUGAUCCAUUGAAUUUAUGUAAAACGAUGAUGAAUGAUGAAGAUUUAAAAAAUAAAUCAAUAUUACCAAUGAAUAUAUCAACAAUAGAUAUAAUAAAUAAUACGAAUAAUGUUACCAUGGCAACAGAUACGAUUAAUAGUAUCAUGUGUAAUAAUAAUCAUAAUAAUCAUAAUAAAAUUGAUCCUAAUUAUUUUACACAAUCGUUAAAAUUCAAAAAAUCAGAGAAAUUAGAUAAUUCAAUGAAUUUAUUGAAUGGAUCAAUGAAUGAUAAUAAUAAUAAUCAUGAUCAUAAUUCAAAUGAAAUAAAUCAAUUAAAAACUGCUAGAAGUUGGGAAUAUAUUGUAAUACCACAUAAUAAUAAUGAUAAUCAGUCAUUAUCUCCUUUAUCAUCAAACAAAGAUCAUGACAAACCGCAAGAACAACAACAUCAAGUUUCAUGGACUUCUAAUAUUCAAUCAAAUAUUCCAUCAAGUAAAUCAACAACAAUUUUAUCACCACAACAUACAAUUCAACAUAAAAUAGGUAAUUAUCUUUCAGAUAAUCAAUCUUUUAUGAUGACUUCUACACCUUGUAUUACUUCUACACCAUCUACACCUUCUGUUAUCUCGACUACUUCCACUGCUACUACUAUUACUAGUACUAGUACUACUACUACUACUACUGCCACAUCAUCAAACUGUUCUGAUUAUACUAUUAUUAACCAAUAUCCUAAUACAUUACAAACAUUUAAUAAACAAUCUAAUCAGAAUAAUAAUGAUAAUUUAUCUGUAUUCUAUUUAAAUCAUUCAACAAAUAUUAUUGAUCAUUAUAAUCAAUCUUUAUUAUUAAAUCAAUUUAAUCAUAAACAAAUCAAUAAAUCAAUAGAAAAUGGUAAUCAAUCAAUAACACCAAUUAAUUUAAUUGAUUUUAUUGAUAAACAAUUAUAUGAUAAGAAAUCUUUUAAAUAUGAUAUCAUAAUAGAUAAUUCAAUAAUAAAUGAUUCUAAAGAUUCAAUGGAUGAUAAUAAUGCGAAUACACUUAUGUAUAUGAUAAACAAUCAACAAAAACAACAACAACAACAAUCGAAUUCUUCACAAUCUUGUGAUAUAUUCACUACUACUACUACUACUACUACUACUACUACUACUACUACUACUACUACUACUACUACUACUACUACUACUACUACUACUACUACUACUACUACUACUACUACUACUACUACUACUACUACUACUACUACUACUACUACUACUACUACUACUACUACUACUACUACUACUACUACUACUACUACUACUACUACUACUACUACUACUACUACUACUACUACUACUACUACUACUACUACUACUACUACUACUACUACUACUACUACUACUACUACUACUACUACUACUACUACUACUACUACUACUACUACUACUACUACUACUACUACUACUACUACUACUACUACUACUACUACUACUACUACUACUACUACUACUACUACUACUACUACUACUACUACUACUACUACUACUACUACUACUACUACUACUACUACUACUACUACUACUACUACUACUACUACUACUACUACUACUACUACUACUACUACUACUACUACUACUACUACUACUACUACUACUACUACUACUACUACUACUACUACUACUACUACUACUACUACUACUACUACUACUACUACUACUACUACUACUACUACUACUACUACUACUACUACUACUACUACUACUACUACUACUACUACUACUACUACUACUACUACUACUACUACUACUACUACUACUACUACUACUACUACUACUACUACUACUACUACUACUACUACUACUACUACUACUACUACUACUACUACUACUACUACUACUACUACUACUACUACUACUACUACUACUACUACUACUACUACUACUACUACUACUACUACUACUACUACUACUACUACUACUACUACUACUACUACUACUACUACUACUACUACUACUACUACUACUACUACUACUACUACUACUACUACUACUACUACUACUACUACUACUACUACUACUACUACUACUACUACUACUACUACUACUACUACUACUACUACUACUACUACUACUACUACUACUACUACUACUACUACUACUACUACUACUACUACUACUACUACUACUACUACUACUACUACUACUACUACUACUACUACUACUACUACUACUACUAUUACUUUUACAUCUUUCAGUAGAUCUAUUAUAUUUUCAAUGAUUGAUAUUAGUUAUAAUAUUCUUAUGAUGUCAACAUUUGUUAGUUUAUGUUCAUCAUCAUCAUCAUCAUCAUCAUCAUAUAAAAAAUUAUAUAAAAGUACACCAAAUUAUGGGAUCAUUAAUAAUCAAUAUAUCAAUGUGAAAUCAAUUUCAAUAGAAAAAUUAAAAAAUUAUUUUUAUCGAUUAGAUCAAUUACCAUUUAUUGAUGAAAUGUAUCAAAAUGAUCAAUAUCUAAAUAUAUACGCAUCAUUUGAUGAAUUCAGUAUCAAUGGUAUGGAUAAUCAAAAGAAUUUUAUUAAAAAUCAAUCAUCUUCACAUAAAACUUCUGGUAAAUUAUGUGGUUGUUUCACAAGAAGAUAA